Molecule: messenger RNA, 1791 nt
Organism: Pipistrellus nathusii (Nathusius's pipistrelle)
Lineage: Eukaryota; Metazoa; Chordata; Mammalia; Chiroptera; Vespertilionidae
Source: the annotation of a GenBank genome assembly
AUGAUGAACUUCCUGCGGCGCCGGCUGUCGGACAGCAGCUUCAUCGCCAACCUGCCCAAUGGCUACAUGACCGACCUGCAGCGGCCCGAGCCCCAGCAGCCCCCUCCGCCGCCGCCCCCCGGCCCGGGCGCGGCCGCGGCCUCGGCCUCGUCCUCAUCGAUGCCCGCGGCCGCCGCCUCUCCGGGGCCCGAGCGGAGGCCGGCGCCGCCGCCGACCCCCGCGGCCGCCGCGCCGCCGCCCGCGCCCCCCGCGGCCGCGGCGCCGUCGAUGGGCAGCAGCUUCUUCAGCUCGCUGUCCCAGGCCGUGAAGCAGACGGCCGCCUCGGCCUGCCUGGUGGACGCGCCCGCGCCCGCGCCCGCCGCCGCCCGCAAAGCCAAGCUGCUGCUGGUCGUCGACGAGCCGCACACCGACUGGGCCAAGUGCUUUCGGGGCAAAAAAGUCCUUGGAGAUUAUGAUAUCAAAGUGGAACAGGCAGAAUUUUCAGAUCUCAACCUGGUGGCCCAUGCAGAUGGGACCUGUGCUGUGGAUAUGCAGGUACUCCGGAAUGGCACAAAGGUUGUCCGAUCCUUCCGGCCAGAUUUUGUGCUCAUCCGGCAGCAUGCAUUUGGCAUGGCGGAAAAUGAGGACUUCCGACACUUGAUCAUUGGCAUGCAGUAUGCAGGCCUCCCCAGCAUCAACUCACUCGAAUCCAUUUACAACUUCUGUGACAAGCCAUGGGUGUUUGCCCAGCUCGUGGCCAUCUACAAGACAUUGGGAGGAGAAAAGUUCCCACUAAUUGAGCAGACAUACUACCCCAACCACAAAGAGAUGCUGACAUUGCCCACAUUCCCUGUGGUGGUGAAGAUUGGCCAUGCUCACUCGGGCAUGGGAAAGGUCAAAGUGGAAAACCACUACGACUUCCAGGACAUUGCUAGCGUGGUAGCCCUCACCCAGACCUACGCCACAGCAGAGCCUUUCAUUGAUGCCAAGUAUGACAUCCGGGUCCAGAAGAUAGGCAACAAUUACAAGGCUUACAUGAGGACAUCGAUCUCAGGAAACUGGAAGACGAACACUGGCUCUGCAAUGCUGGAACAGAUCGCCAUGUCAGACAGGUACAAGCUGUGGGUAGAUACCUGCUCUGAGAUGUUUGGUGGCCUGGACAUCUGUGCUGUCAAAGCUGUGCAUGGCAAAGAUGGGAGAGACUACAUUUUUGAGGUCAUGGACUGCAGUAUGCCGCUAAUUGGGGAACACCAGGUGGAGGACAAACAACUCAUCACCGAACUAGUCAUCAGCAAGAUGAACCAGCUGCUGUCUAGGACCCCUGUCCUGUCUCCUCAGAGACCCUUAACCACCCAGCAGCCACAGAGUGGAACACUUAAGGAUCCGGACUCGAGCAAGACCCCACCUCAGCGGCCAGCCCCCCAAGGGGGCUCUGGGCAACCCCAAGGAAUGCAACCCCCAGGCAAGGUGCUGCCUCCACGCCGACUCCCCCGGGGACCAUCAGUGCCACCUUCCUCCUCUUCCUCCUCCUCUUCUUCCUCCUCCUCCUCGGCUCCUCAGCUGCCGGGCGGCCCCACCACCCACGGAGAUGCACCCUCCAGCAGCAGCUCCCUGGCAGAGGCCCAGCCACCCCCGGCUGCUCCACCACAGAAGCCCCAGCCUCACCCACAGCUCAACAAGUCGCAGUCCCUGACAAAUGCCUUCAGCUUCUCUGAGUCCUCCUUCUUCCGGUCUUCAACCAAUGAGGAUGAAGCCAAAGCAGAGACCAUCAGGAGCUUGAGGAAGUCCUUUGCCAGCCUCUUUUCAGAUUAG